ACAUAGAGGGAUACACGACACGUGGUGACACUGACUACCAGGCAGAUAGGUUAACACAAAGUAAUAACUAACCCAACGCCCAAGGUGCUGAAUUUCUGCAAGCACAUUCUUGGCAAGAAAUGAAAGGCGCGAAGGAUUGAAGUUCUGCUUCCCGGACUGACUUGGUGGGUAACCUUUCGCUGGAACCGCCAAGGUUGCUGGCAGUGGCGACUGAAGCAAUGAAUUACACCUUUUUUUAGUUGCUCUACUUCCUUCAAUGUUAGCAGCAGAACUUGGUGCUGAGUUAAAAAUAAGAGCGUUUUCGCAGUGGGGGCAUGCGAUGUGUGUUUCUCACCAUUAACCCCCUCGGGCUUCCCAGUAUCAGUGGUUCUUUUCGUCACCGCCAGCAGAGCCGCGCCAUCGCGCCGUUUCCCGUUGCAACAUUGCAGUGAUCCAGCGGGCUUCAAGAAGGAAGUUAACUUAAUGCUCGGUGGUUAAAAAAGACAGGUUUAAUUAGAGCACAUUGGAUUUAUGGAGAACGCGUAACAGGGCAAAAAAAAACCCUACAAUCACCACCCCCUGCCACCCACACUCACAUUCCUGAAUCCUCCUACCGCCGGAAAGAGACACAACUCCCUCCCGCCCUCCUCUCACUGAGUGUCAGGCGCCGGGAGAGGGAGAGACGCACUCGGCUCUGCAACGCCAGCGGCAUCGGCAUCGGCAUCAUGGCUACUUCCCAGCACAACGCCGAUACCGGACUGGAAAUUAAAACCCGGUCCGUGGAGCAGACGCUCAUCCCCCUGGUCACCCAGAUUACAACACUUAUCAACCAUAAAGAAAAACCAAAGAAAUCUGAGAAAACUUGGCGUGCAAUUCAACGAGUUGGGCAAGCAGUGAGUCUGGCUGUUGGAAGAUUUGUCAAUGUCGGGGAAGCCAUUGCGUGUGAAAAUGAAGAGUUAAAAGAAGAAAUGUACUUUGCCUGUCAGGAGGCACGGCGGGCAGGAGAGAGCAUUGCACAGUUGACUGACGUGGGCUCAUUUGACCAGCCAGAAUCAGAUGAAAGGGCAACAGUUUAUACAGAUAAAACUGGAAUGAUAAAAGCUGCACGAUUACUGCUGUCUUCUGUCACUAAAGUACUGGUGCUAGCAGACAAGGUAGUCAUAAAGCAAAUUAUUAACUCCAGAAGCAAGGUCCUUGCAACUUUGGAACAUCUGGAAAAAGUGAGCAGCUUUCAGGAGUUUGUACAGAUCUUCAGUCAAUUUGGAAAUGAGAUGGUAGAGUUUGCCCAUUUGACGGGAGACAGACAAAAUGAUCUGAAGGAUGAAAAGAAGAAAGCGAGGAUGGCGGCUGCCAGGGCAGUACUAGAAAAGUGUACAAUGAUGCUUCUCACUGCCUCAAAGACUUGUCUUCGGCAUCCAGAUUGUGAAUCAGCACGAAUAAACAAGGGAGGUGUCUUUCAUCGUAUGAGGUUGGCCUUAGACCAGGUGAUAGAAAUUGUCACAGAUUCAAGACCAAAUGGUGAAAAUGAAAUCCAUCCCACAAGUAUCUACGCUGACAUCAAGGAAUUUAAAAUGAAGGUUGAAAGUUUACGAGACAAUUUACAUGGAAUUGCUAAGGAAAACCUCACAGCGAUGCUUGAACUAAUCCUGGAACAUACAGAGGACUUCACAGAUUCUGCAUAUACAAGCCACGAACAUCGAGAACAUAUACUGGAACUAUGCAGGCAGGCCCGAGUGGAGCUGGAGCAGCUGGUUGCAGUGUGGAAACAAGCACAAUGUCUGAAAGCCAAAGAAGCUACAGAAGAAAUGGAGCUGGCCAUUAUUAAGACAAGACAGUGUAUGAGUGAACUGAGGAGAGAGCUUCAAAAUACAGCUUUGGAGUCAGCAGGAGAGCUUCUGAAAUGUUACACAGAGCACGUUGUCCUCAAAGAACUGAAGGCCUCUGGGGUUGAAGGAAAUUUGGAGGCGCUGGCUGAAAGUACCAGCAAACUGUCUGAGCAAAAGGAACAGCUCUCUGAGACUUCUCGAUUGCUGCGACACAUUUCAGGAAAUGAACCCUUGGAAAUUACUUGUUUACAUGCAGAAGAAACGUUUCAGGUCAUUGGUCCACAGAUCAUUUCAGCUGCACAGACCUUGGCUCUUCACCCUUCUAGUAAGAUUGCCAGGGAGAAUCUAGAAGUCUUUUGUGAGGCCUGGGAGUCACAACUGAAUGAUAUGUCCAUCCUGCUGAAAGAAAUCAAUGAUGUGUUUGAAGGCCGUAGAGGAGAGAAGCGUGCAUACCUUUCACUACCUAGACCAGGGAAGCACACGGCAAAUCUGAAGGUAGUUAAAGCAGUCAAACUAGAUGCUGAGGAGCAGGCAAAGAUAGCAAAAUUAGGGUUGGAACUGCGUUUGCACACAUCAGACGUAGAUGCAGAAACGGAAAGAUGGGAGGACCAAGAAAAUGAGAUUCUUCGGCAGGCUCAGAGUAUGUCCAGUAUGGCAUAUUCCAUGUAUCUUUUCACAAGAGGAGAAGGCCUUUUGAAAACCACACAGGAUUUGUUUCACCAAGCUGAAAUAUUUGCUGAAGAAGGGCUCAGAUUGCACUCAUCUCUUCAUGCAUUCUCAAAUCAGUUGGAGGAGGAUGAAAAAUCAUCUUUGUUGAUGGAAGCUGAGAGAUUACCUACCUUGUGCCAGCAACUGCAAAUGACCUGCAGAACUCCAGUUCAUGGCAAAGCUGCCACUUUUACUAAGGUUGACACUUCCAUUCAGGAGACUAUAAACAUGAUGACUGUGUUGAUGAAGGUUCUUUCACUUUGUUACAAACUGUUAAAAAAGUAUAAAGUAGAUCAUACAUUUCUGGGCACAUCCCACAGCUGGAGAGGUAACCAAAUGCAGACGGUUGCAAAUGGCGAGAGCUUAGAGGCAAAGAACACAGAUACAUUUGGAGUGAAAUCUCUGGAAAGGCACAUGGCAAAUUUGACAUACUUAGAGAGCAAAUAAAGGGGGAAGUUCUAGAGUAGUUGCAACACAAAUACAUUGUCAGAUGUACUGUAAAGUCUGUUAGUUCAUAGUAGACAGUAAUUAAUGUCUGACAUUUAUAGUACUUAAAUAUAAAUAGCAGCAAUGUGCCCACGAUUUGAAUGUUUAAGAUCUACAACAAUUGUUUUCCCCUCAACUCUACUAAUUUAAAUAAUAUUAAUAGGUAAUUUGGUUAGUUAUCUCCUCUGAAAUGUAUUAAUGCUGGGUUUUUGUUUUAGCCUGCUAAUGUCUAAACCUUUUCUGUGAAUGUCUUACUGAUGUGAUUAAUCCUUUGAUGCUGCUAGGCUCAUAAAUGUGCAAAAACCAAAUUGGAUACAACAGCAUAUGUUACUGUUGUGUAAGGUAAUUAAACCAAAUUAUAAUAUUUGCAGGCAGGUUAUUGCGGUAUACUUUCAUUUGGGUACGUUGAAAUAAAACAGGUUUUUACCACUGUUGUUUCUGCUGCUGCUAAAUGUAGAUUUCCUGGGAAGAUCCCGUGUACUUCCUAGUAAAACUUGCCCAAACAUAAUUGGAUUGUCCAAAUUUUCUUAGUUUCCAAUCUCAUUUGUUUCCUCUCCCUCCCCCAUCAAAAUAAUGCUUUUCAUAAUGCUUGAUAAGUUAAAAUCUACUUGUACGUCAAACAGAUCACAAGUUUUAAUCAUAGCUUUUUCUUCUUCCCUUUGAAUCUCCUCUUCCCACAUGAACUCUGUAUCUAAUUUCACUUUUUCUAGUGAUGUUGUUACUGCGGUGCAGUGGGGUUAGAAUGUGAUGUAUGCAUUGCUGGAAAUAUUUAGUAAAGUACUUGGACUGAAUUUGUAUUACCUGUAAAGGCAGUUUUUUAAACAUUUCUCUAACAAUUAACAUGAAAAAUUAUAUUUUUUAAAAUAAAAUUCUAAUUCAUUAAUCAUCAUUAUUCUGCGUAUUGUUUAAUGAUCUUCACAUGCAGAUGUGUCAUGUAAUAGAUUUUUUAAAAAUCUGUUUCUAUCUCGUGUCAUGACCACCAAUAAGCUUUAUGCUUCACUUAGUGAUUAUAUAUUUAUCUCAACCUUGAAAUACUAAAUAAUUUCUUUUAGAUUUACAGUACUGAUAUUUUCAGAAUGUCACAAUUGUUCCAAUUUUACUGUAGUCAUAGUAAAGCAGCUUACAUGAAAAAUAGUUAUAUUUGAUCUUCCUUGCCUAUUGUAACUUGUACUAGAGCUUAUCCCUCACUCCAGGUGCUGCCUGAGCGGGUGAUUAUUUUCAGCAACUUCGGUUUUCAAAAACUAGAAUUAUAUCAGCUGCAAAAUGUUUUAAGGUUACUCAAUGCAAUUUAAGUUACAGUUUGACACAUGGAAUAGUCAUCAUAAAAAUGCAUCUCCUUUGUCAGUGAAAACUUUCAGCUCUCUAUGCACACCAAAAUUACUUGUUCACACUAGUACCAAGAAGUUGAGGAAUUGUUACCAGCUUCCCUUAAUCCUACUGAAUAAAUGACUCGAGAAGAGUUUUUUGGAAGUUUUGGAUUUUAAUGCUUGCCCAUCAACCAAUCUACAGCCACCUGAGGACCCACCAAUAGACAACCACUUAGUAGAAUGUCUUACUCAAGUAAUCACAGUACUAUUCAUCAACCUUUAAAUUAGCAACUGUUUGAAAAAGAAAUACCAAACCUUUCAUGAAAUUUUUGCCAGUUUUUAUUGCUGUUAUUCCACUUUACAUUUUAAAAAAUAUUAUUCAGCAUUAAUCACAUCCUAAUGCAAAGACAAUUAGUUUCUCAUGAAGUAAAAAAUAAUUUUGACCAACCAGCAAUUCCUAUUUUUUGAUAUCCCAAUCUCCAUCAGGAACAUUAGAGACCAACACUAAAAAAAGAGUAUUUAAAAUGAAUUUUAUUUCUACAUUGUAUUGUUCAGAUGCUCUGAUAAAUAAUGAAGAUGUUGACCUGUUAUUUCUCCAAAUUGUAUAAUUUCUGUGUAAUGAAUACAACAGUAAAACAGGAACUCAAAUUAACUGGGAUUCUACAUUAGCUACUUGUGUCCAUUCAUUAAUCUGAGUAAAUAUUAUAGAUUUCAUCCUACUAACAAAAUCCUGCACUGUUGUAAUGAAGAUCCAUGUUUGCUUGAGGAACAGCACUUUAUCUUCCAUCUUGGCAUACAAUAGCCUUUCAGUCUUAAUGUUCGAUUCAGCAACCUCAGGUAACUUUAUUUCUCUGUUUCUAUCAGUCUGUGAUAUCCAUACCUGUUGUAACUUGUACCAGAACUUAUCCCUCACUCCACAGGUGCUGCAUGAACUGGCGAUUAUUUACACCAUUUUCCAUUUUUAAAAACUAGAAUUACAUCAGCUACAAACUAGCUACUCCAACUAGCUACGAGUACAGAACCAGGAUACCUUCCGAGUCUUCCGAGAAGGAGGGAGGGUGGAAGACCCAACAGGACGGACCAAAUAGAAACAACACAGCUUUUACAGUGGACUUUGACCGGACCAACCCUGACACAGCCAAGAUGCCGCUGUGGCAAACUCUGUAAGAAUCUCAGGGGACCCAAGAUCCACCAAGCGUAGGACUGGUGAGACGGUGGAGGACCACAGUCAGGAAUAAACCCAAUAAACUGGCCCCCAAUGAACAGUGGUGAGUGGGAGAAAUUCGAUGAGGACAUGGACAGGCUUCUUGAGAUGAUACUCAUAAGACCUGUGGAGAAGAAGCUUCAGAAUAUGUGCAGAUUGGUGUACUCCAUCAAAGAAGACCGAUUUGGUGUAGUGGAGAAGAGCCAGCCUAGCAGACAAGAGAGGGAGAUAACCAACAUAAGAAGGGAAAUUAGUACACUCUCCAACAGGUACAGAAGAAGCAGUGUGGAAGAGAGAGAAGGACUGAGGCAGUUGAAACAAGACCUGAGAAGGAGGCUUAAAGAACUUAGGAAUGUGGAAAAUAUAAGGAAGAACAAACAUGAAAAGAAUAGGAAAAGGGCUCUUUUCAUCAGAAAGUCUUAUAGUUUUUCUGCAAGUGUGUUAGAAGGGGAAAGAUCAGGCAAACUAGGAAAACCAAGAGAGUAAGUGGAGGCAUACCAGCAGAAAACACACUCAGAUGAAAGACGAGACCUGCCGCUGGGGAAAACAGCAGGAUUGAGCCAGUGCAACAGUGCCAGAAACACUAGACGAGAAAGAGCCAACACUGAAAGAAGUAAGACAAGCCAUCAAGAAGGUGAGGGCAGGUUCAGCACCCGGCCCAAUGGGAUCACAUAUAAAGUCUACAAGAAGUGCCCAAAGCUUCUGCAGAGGAUGUGGAGGCUGAUGAGAGUCAUCUGGAGGAAGGGCCAGAUAUCACCUUGCUGGCAAGUGGCUGAAGGAUGUUUUGUGCCAAAAGAGAAAAACUCAACUGAGAUCAAGUAGUUCAGAAACAUUUCCCUCCUCAACAUCACAGGAAAAAAACUUGUUCACUGUUCUAGCAAGAAGGAUGACAUCAUACAUGGAAGAAAACCAAUACAAAGAUAUGGCAGUGCAAAAGGGAAGGAUUCCUGGAUUCCCAGGAUGUGUGGAACACACAAGUGUUGUAUCCCAGGAGGCCAAGGCAACCAAAGGGAACCUGAUGGUUGUGUGAUUGGAUUUAGCCAAUGUCUAUGGUACAGUGCCGCACGAGUUCAUCGAGGCAGUACUGAAACACUACCAUAUCCCGGUCACCAAGAUCCUGGCAAGCUAUUUCCAGGGGAUUCAACUAAGGUUCAGCGUGCAGGACUAUGUAACAUCAUGGCAGCGAAUAGAGAAGGGCAUUGUGACUGGCUGCACUAUAUCCGUAGUCCUCUUCGUCAUGGCCAUGAAUCUACUUAUAGAGGCUGGGAAAAGAGAGACCAGAGGGCCAAAGACAAGCACCAAUAUCAGACUGCUGCCAAGCAAAGGAUUUAUGGAUGCCCUUACAAUUACAACUACAACACAUAUCCAGGCCAGAUGGGUACUCCAGGCAGUGGACGAAACAGCCACAUGGGCAUGAAUGAAAUUUAAACCCGCCAAAUCAAGGUAUUUGGUGAUUAGAAAGGCCAGCUUACCCAGAAGUUCACCUUGAAGAUCCAGGAUGAAGAAUUCCUGUCUAUUAUAGGAAACCCCAUCAAGUGCCUAGGGAAAUGGUAUGAUGACAAACUGAAGGAUGUCAACAUCAUCAGACGUCUGGAGCAACAAACAACAGAAAGGCUGGUAAAGAUCGGCAAAUCAGGUUUACCAGGAAAGUUCAAGGCAUGGAUCUUCCAACAUGGGCUCCUAACCAGACUAACGUGGCCAAUGAUGCUGUAUGACAUCUCCCUGACAAUGAUCGAGGGCAUGGAGAGAAAGACUAACCGGUACCUGAGAAAGUGGUUAGGAGUAUCGCAGUGCUUCUCUUCAACAGGGCUCUACAGCAAGACAGCCAAGCUCCAGCUGCCCCUCUCCUCAGUUGUAGAGGAAUUUAAGGCAGGGAAAGCAUGCCUCAUCAUGACCCUCAAAGACGACAAGGUCAGUGAAGCAGGACUCAAGAUUCAGACAGGGAGCAAAUGGAAGGCGGCAGAGGCAGUAGAAGCAGCAGAGUCCCGACUUCGCCACAGAGACAUUGUCGGAAUAGUGUGUAAGGGCAGACUAGGCCUGGGAUGUGGGUCAACAACCCUAAGGAAAGACUGCACUUGGUCAAACAGGAGAUAAGGAAGAAAGGAGGCUAGAUAUGUGCGAGCAGUGGAGAUGGGGAGUCAAGUGACCUGGACAAAGUGGGAAACAGAACAGAGAGUGUUGACAUGGGAUGACAUAUGGAAAUAUACAUCUUUGCAACUCCAGUUCUUACUGAGGGCUAUGUACUACCAACUCCUACAAACCUGCGGAACUGGGGAGUAACAGAAAACCCAACGUGCCCUCUGAGCCAGAAACCAUCCAACCUAGAGCAUAUUCUUUCUUCAUGCCAGGUUGCCCUUUCCCAAGGACGGUACAGAUGGAGACAUGACCAGGUUUUGAGAGCAGUCGCCUACACCAGAGAGGAAGAAGGACCACAAAAAGGACAGCCACCCAAACUUCGACAGGACCAGGGAACGUGCUGCAGCAACAAGCAAGCGUAGAGACAGUAUACUGAACAUGGCAAAGGACUGGGAGAUGAAGAUCGAUCUUAAAAAGAAACUGGUGUUUCCACCAAUAGUAGAGACCACACUUUGACUAGACGUUCUACUAUUGUCAGAGAGUGCGAAGAAGCUCAUGAUGAUAGAGCUAACAGUACCAUGGGAGACCCGAUGUCAAAAAGGCCCAUUAGAGAAACUUAUGAGGUAUGAAGACCUGGUGGUGGACUGCAGACAGCAUGGCUGGCAGACGUGGAACUUCACUGUUGAAGUGGGGGCAAGAGGAUUUUCCACCAUGUCAUGCUGGAAGAUGAUGGCAGCUUUAGUGAUACAAGGGAGAACCAGGAAGAGAGCCAUUAACACCAUGGCCCAUGCAGCAGAGAGAGCGUCCAGUUGGCUUUGGCUGCGAAGGGACGAUACUAGCUGGAAGUCUGACUGUCGGGGGUAGAAGACUGAUCACCUUCUGCUGUCCUGCCAUCCCGAGGAUGUUCUGGGUUAGGGGAUGAAACGUCUGGAGACAGGUGGACCCGGCUGAUGACUCGAUGGUCCAGCAGCAGAAACAUCACAGUUGUUUAAGGUAAUUUUAAGGAUACAACAGAAAGACCUGAUUAUUCAAUCCAAUUUAAGUUACAGUUAGAUACAUGGAAUAGUCAUACAAAUGCAUCUCCUUUGUCAGGGAAGACUGUUUCUCUGCUUCUAUUAGUCUGUGAUAUCGGGUCAGCUUUUCUUCCUUUGAAUAUGGAGGACGUGCUCUGCCUGACCUUCAGGACAGAUCUUCCAGCUCUGCGUUUCACAAAGUUUAACAUUCUUAACUGCUCUCAUUCACUUACUGACUAGCUUACACGUUUAUAGCUUAUCCCCCAUGGUCAAAGACCAUGGUAAUUGUGAAGGAGGAGACACAAUAUUAAUUGUGUAUAAAAUGUUCCUGCAUGUUUGCAGGUGGAUUAACCAUAUAUAUGUACAAUACUGUCAUAUUUUGAGACAUAAGGGUUAAGUAUGCCUUUGGUUUGUCUUCAGGACCAGGCUGACGGGUGUAGCUCCAUGUUGUUCCUCCCCACUAGCUCUGUAGGUACUUUGCCCAGGCAUGGUUGGGGUUAAGAAUAUUGGUGGCCCUGGCAAAUGAUUUGUAAUCUGUUCCUAUUGGCCUCAAACAGAUGGCAUUGGCUUUUGUAUGAAGCCAUUCCACUUGUUGUUUUGUAAACAAUAUCAGAAAAUCAUUAAAGUUAAUAUGGGACUGGAGUGGAUGUGUAGACUGGGCAAAGAGGACAGGGGCUUCUCAAAUGUCAUCAGUGAACUUAGCUGUUGCUCAUGUGGUUCCAUUGGAAAGUAUUCUUAGAGAUGGUGUGUGUACACGCACACACACGCACACACUAAAAUGGAUUCAACAGUGGCUGGUUGGGAGAUGCCAGAGAGUAGUGGUGGAUAACUGUUUGUCAGGUUGAAGGCCAGUGACUAACGGUGUGCCUUAGGGAUCUGUACUGGGUCCAAUGUUGUUUGUCAUAUACAUUAAUGAUCUGGAUGAUGGGGUGGUUAAUUGGAUUAGUAAGUAUGCAGAUGACACUAAGAUAGGUGGCAUUGUGGAUAAUGAAGUAGCUUGCAGAGAGAUUUACGCCAGUUAGAAGAGUGGGCUGAGCGAUGGCAGAUGGAGUUUAAUGCUGAUUAAGUUUGAGGUGCUACAUUUUGGUAGGACUAAUCCAAAUAGGACAUACAUGGAAAAUGGUAGGGCAUUGAAGAAUGCAGUAGAACACAGUGAUCUAGGAAUAAUGGUGAUG
This is a messenger RNA of Hypanus sabinus (Atlantic stingray), 9774 nucleotides long. It is a transcript of the gene ctnnal1, whose product is annotated as catenin (cadherin-associated protein), alpha-like 1. Lineage: Eukaryota; Metazoa; Chordata; Chondrichthyes; Myliobatiformes; Dasyatidae. The coding region runs from base 705 to 2960 and encodes 751 amino acids. The transcript is spliced from 19 exons. Gene Ontology annotation, molecular function: actin filament binding; cadherin binding. Gene Ontology annotation, biological process: cell adhesion; Rho protein signal transduction. The record is from RefSeq and is a predicted model, not a curated record.